Juglans regia (Persian walnut) is the source of this 2299-nucleotide messenger RNA. Its product is annotated as protein TPX2-like. Gene Ontology annotation, cellular component: mitotic spindle; nuclear microtubule. The transcript has 18 exons. NCBI's taxonomy places the organism in Eukaryota, Viridiplantae, Streptophyta, Magnoliopsida, Fagales, Juglandaceae. The record is from RefSeq and is a predicted model, not a curated record. Gene Ontology annotation, molecular function: protein kinase activator activity; microtubule binding. Gene Ontology annotation, biological process: mitotic spindle assembly; regulation of mitotic spindle organization; activation of protein kinase activity. The coding region runs from base 310 to 1836 and encodes 508 amino acids.
CUGAAUCAGCGAAAAUAUCUAAAAAGCCCCUAGAAAUUGCCGUUUCUUUGGAACUUCUUUGCUGCAGCAGACGUAGCGAUAUCUGCGCCGUUCUCUGCUACUAAGCCCAGCGACGAUUUCCAAAGUCGGGGGGGAUUCGCCGGAUCGGAUCCGGACCUACGAAGGGAAGAAGCUUCCUUGGAGAGAGUUCAGUGGAGAAGAGCUUUCAAUGGUAGUGACGUGAAAAGCAGAGUGGGGGAGAUUCACGGGCUGGCAUUGUAGAGAGAGAGAAAGAUAAGGUUCUACAGAGAGUGAGAUAGAGAAAAGGGCAUGGAGGUUGAGCCAGUCUUUGAGGUCCAUGAAGUCGACCUCGACUACGAGUUUGACGCGGCAAUGUGCUUCGAUUUCACCCGACCGGAGACUCAAGCGGAGACUCUUCGGGCCGAGCUCUGGUUCCAGUCCGCCCAAGAAUAUCCUCCUUCUCCUUUUGUUGCAAAGUUAGAAAUGAGAGAGGAUAUCCUAAUGGAAAAUGUUAAUACUUCUCCAAAAUCGAAGGACAUGGAGAGUAUUAUUAUGGACGCUGAUGUAGGCGUGAGCCGAGAUCUUUGUGCAUUAGAUACGAAUAACAAAGAUUGUGAAGGAAUAGUUAGAGGUAUCUUCACCAAAUUACAGAGUGGCAAUCUACAAAAAGUUACGAGCCAACAAUUGGAAUUAACCACAGACAUAACAUUUUACAAUCACACAUCCACUGACAAACUCAAAACUAAAAUGAAGUCUACCGUCAAGCCUUCUCUCCCUAGGAGCUCAACCUUGAUGAAACCUACGGCAAGUCAGUUGGCUAAACAAAAUCGACCUCUCCACGUUGCUGUUUCCAGAUUUCAGACACAACUGGUUCAACAGAGUGAGAGGAGCUUGCAUAUUUCUUCCGGGGUUGAAAGUCAAGCUUCCAAGAGGCAGAAGCUGGAGGGAGGUCACUUGGGAAAGGUUACUGGUUCAGACCAACAAACCAGUCUGGUUCACAAGCUGCCUAAGAAGGACGAAACCGUUGAUAAGAAUUCUGGACAUUGCACAAUGAGGCUUACCAUUCCAAGGCAGCCUGAGCUUGAAACAGCACAUAGGGCCCAAAGGAUAAGGCCCAAGGAUAAUACAAAACUGGAACAAGUGAAAUCAGCUGCAAGAAUAUUCAAAGCACGCCCAUUGAACAGAAAAAUUCUCGAGGCCCCUUCAUUGCCACUUCCAAAGAAGAGCACUCCAAAGUUACCAGAGUUUCAAGAAUUUCACCUGAAGACAUUGGAGAGGGCUAUGCAACACACAUCUGCUCUUUCAUCAUCCUCGGUUAGAUGCAAUGAUUCUGACAAGGGGUUGGACAAAGCUGGCACUUCUAGUGUUGCUGAAAAUGUAAACAAGGAGUACAAAAGACCAAGUACCAUGGAUGCUCCAAAACAGGAUGAAUGUAAUGUAAUGCACCACUUCAAGGCUCGUCCGCUUAAUAAGAAGAUAUUUUCAAGUAAAGGAGAUAUUGGUGUUUUCCGAAAUUGCAAGCGACAAGCAACAUUACCCAUGGAAUUCAAUUUCCACACGGAGAAGAGAAGUAAUAACAAUCCACCAACAGAGCUUUUCAGUAAGCUCUCCCUGGCAUCUGGACUCCAGCCAAGUAAUGGUUCUCAACCUAAAUUGCCUCAGCCUAACUCUUUGUCCCUAAAGGGCUCAAAAGAAAACAGAUCAAAUCAUUUUCAACUAGAACAUGAGAUACUGCAGAAAGAAAAACCUUCAAUUUUUGGUGGAAAGCAGUUUCAAUGUGGGAGUGAUGGGUGCAUCUCUGAAGCUGGUGUGAUGCGUCCGAGGUAUGCCAAUUGAAUAAACGGACAGAUGAUGCUAGAAUGAGCUUGGGCAUUCGCUGAGAGUAAAAAAGGGCAAGUUUCAACAAAAUGGCGUUCAGCAUGGGAAGCAAAUUUGAGGUUCUGCGGUUGAUAAUGGAAGAUUGACAUUCGUACAUAAAAAUGUACUACACCUCAAAGAUUCAAGCUCGCUUGCUGCAUAUGGAUCCCAUCGAAGUCUAUGGUGAUCUCACCUCAGAAGAAACUGAUGACCUUCUCACAAGCCUUUGCUUUUCAUACACUUUCUAGGUUUCAGUUCAUAAUCCAAUAAAAUGUUAAAAGCCGGGGUGUUGUGUAUAGGUAUUAUCACACCCAGAUAGCAUCUUCUACAUUGUUAUGUAGCAUCAACACAUGUAAUGACCAAAGUCAAGGAAUAUAUGAAAUACAUUUAUGUUCCAGUGAAACGUAUUGCUCAUGCUGAUGAAUUAUUGCAGCUUCUUUUU